AUGGAACGAUUCUUUAAAAGAAAAUUAUCUACGGAUAGUUCUUCUCUGUCUAACCCGGGUAGUUCAAAUGCAAGACCAAUUGAAGUAGAUGAGAUCUUAGCUAAUCUUCAAGCAGACCCUGGACUAAGAACUCGAAUGGCGGAUUAUAGUCCUAAUAUUCGGGAUGAGAUCCGAAGGGCAUAUCUACAAAAGGGACCUUGUCAACCUAGAAGUUAUAAAUUCCCACAAACUAAUCAAUCAGGAAUUAAUAGACGCUUCAUUGCUCAUUGGUUUGAUGAUCAUGAUUGGUUGGAAUAUAGUAUUGCUAAAGAUGCUGCGUUUUGUCUUCAUUGUUAUCUCUUCAAAUCUAAUUUUGAUCAAGUGGGUGGUGAUGCAUUCACUGGGGUAGGCUUCAAUAAUUGGAAGAAGGCGAAAGAAAGAUUUAACCUUCAUGUUGGACCGGUUGGUAGUGUUCACAACCAAGCUAGAGAAGUUGCUUACAAUUUGAUGCAUCAAACUACACACAUUGAAACAAUUGUGAUCAAGCAAACAAGCCAAGCUCGCACGGCUUAUCGCACUUGCUUGAAUGCAUCACUUAAGUGCACUAGGUAUUUGUUGCGGCAAGGGCUUUCUUUUCUUGGUCAUGAUGAAAGUGCACAAUCAAGUAAUAAAGGGAAUUAUUUAGAGCUCUUGCAAUUUCUUGCGGAUCAUGAUGAAAAAGGUAAGGCCGUUGUGUUGGAAAAUGCUCCGGGAAAUUUAAAGUUAAUAGCUCCUUCAAUUCAAAAAGAUCUUGUCAAUUCUUGUGCCAAAGAAACCAUUGAUCUUAUCUUGAGUGAUGUAAAAGAUAGAUAUUUUUCAAUAAUGGCGGAUGAAGCACGUGAUGUUUCAAUAAAGGAGCAAAUGGCGAUGGUGUUGCGUUAUGUGAAUGACAAAGGACAAAUAAUUGAAAGGUUUGUGGGGGUUCAACAUGUAACCGACACUACUUCAAGUGCACUAAAGGAAGCAAUUGAUGAAUUCUUUUCUUCCGUGAAUUUGAGCUUUUCCAAGCUACGAGGACAAGGUUAUGAUGGAGCUAGUAAUAUGAGAGCACUUGUUGCGGUAGCAAAGAAAAACAUUGAUGUCAACUCUUUUUUCACAACGGCUAAUAGUUUGGUUAAUGUUGUUGGAGCAUCUUGUAAGCGUCGCGAUGCACUUAGAGCACAAUACCAAGAAGAGCUUGUGAGAGCUUUUGAAGAUGAUUGUCUUAUAACGGGGCGGGGCUUAAAUCAAGAAAGGACUCUCAAACGUGCUGGCGAUACACGAUGGAACUCACAUUAUGGUACGUUGAUUAGUAUCAUUUCUAUGUUCCCAUCUGUGGUGAAUGUGCUUCAAAUGAUUGUUGAUGAUAAUCCUAAUGAUAGUUCGGGUGAAGCCUAUAAGUUAUGGAGAGAAAUACAAUCUUUUGAAUUUGUGUUUCACUUAUUUGUAAUGAAAGCUAUAUUGGGAAUAACAAACACUUUGUCUCUAGCAUUGCAAAAGAAAGAUCAAGACAUUGUGAGUGCAAUGAAUUUAGUGAAAACAUGCAAGGAAAACCUGCAGUUGAUGAGGGAUAAUGAGUUUGAAGAAUUGGUUGAGCAAGCAUCCUCGUUUUGUUACAAAAAUGAUAUUAUAGUUCCUACCAUGGAUGAGGAAUAUGUAAUUCCAGGGAGAUCACGGCGUAAUGCUCCAAUGAAGACAAAUUAUCAUCGUUAUCGUGUGGAGAUCUUUAUUCAUGUAAUUGAUGGGCAACUUGCGGAGUUAAAUGAUCGCUUCAACGAGUACUAUCUUUCUAUCUUUAAUCCUAGAUCUGCCACUGGAGACAGUAGCUCAUCUCCUAUUCCAGUGCAAAUAUGCACGGUUGUUCUAGUUUGCAUGCCCCAUUCAAUUAGAUGUGCGGUCGUUCUAGGGGGGACCUUUGCGGACAUAUGGUUGGAGCUGUGUGAUCGUUUUGCACAGGAGUCUGGAAGGGAUAGGCUACUGAGUUCCAUUGCAUACGGGCUCUGGCGGCUAUGGAAGUGCCGAAACAGUCCGGUCUUUGAGGGGAUUUCGGUUCACCCAGCUGCAGCUGUGGAGCUCAUGAUCAAACAGCAAACUGAAUUUUUGUAA
This is a messenger RNA of Prunus dulcis (almond), 2103 nucleotides long. RefSeq names its product zinc finger MYM-type protein 1-like. The transcript is spliced from 3 exons. Lineage: Eukaryota; Viridiplantae; Streptophyta; Magnoliopsida; Rosales; Rosaceae. The record is from RefSeq and is a predicted model, not a curated record. Bases 1 to 2103 code for a protein of 700 amino acids.